Fonsecaea nubica is the source of this 2184-nucleotide messenger RNA. RefSeq lists its product as hypothetical. The coding region runs from base 1 to 2184 and encodes 727 amino acids. Gene Ontology annotation, biological process: regulation of DNA-templated transcription; DNA-templated transcription. The transcript has a single exon. Gene Ontology annotation, molecular function: DNA-binding transcription factor activity, RNA polymerase II-specific; DNA binding; zinc ion binding. The record is from RefSeq and is a predicted model, not a curated record. Lineage: Eukaryota; Fungi; Ascomycota; Eurotiomycetes; Chaetothyriales; Herpotrichiellaceae.
AUGCCUACAACAGUGCAGCACAGAAUCAAACGUGCUGCGAAAGCCUGUCUGUCUUGUCGGAAACGGAAGAUCAAGUGCGACUAUGCAACAAAAGGGUCGCCGUGCUCGAAUUGUGACCAGGAUGGCUUCGAGUGCCUGGCGGUGGAAAGGAAGAAGCGAAAAACCACCGUCGUAAGGACUCUUCCUGGAGUGAACACUACCAACCUAUCUUCUCCGCUUGCCCAGACAUGUCACGAACCCACCGGCACAUCGGCGACUCGCUUCCAGGGAGGUGGCGAAUCUGUUGUCGAUGCGCUCUCGGCAACUCCAGAGGGGCUUGAGCAACGUUCAACUCGACGGACAUCGUCCUUUUCCAGGCACAGUUUGUUGCAUUCGGUCCCCCAUUAUGCCUUUUUGAUGCGCCUCUCUGAACCCCAACGUUCCGAUACAAGGCCUUUGGAGGACAUUGUGCUUCAGUUGGCAUCAGACAAAAACCAAGGAUCUUCUGCCCCGAGCUCGACAUGCGGCGAGAGUGAACUGCACUAUCUCAGGACUGUUGGUUGUUUCGACAUUCCUCGACGAGAUAUUCUUUCGGCGUUGAUUGAUGCUUACUUCACCAUCUUCCACCCAUUCUUCCCUGUUGUGCAGAAACCGGAGUUCUUAAAGUCCAUUAAGUCCAUUGAAGUUUCGCUAACCACCAGCCCAUACGGUGCAUCUCAAGCCAGCCCAGCUCAAAAUGCUUCUGGUCACGAGUUGGCCCCUCAAAAUUCACAGUUCAGUCUCCUACUCCUUCAGGCUGUGCUUUUCAUAGCGAUUGGAGUUGUGUCCUCAGAGGUCGUUUCGGCGGCAGGAUUCACAUCCCGCAAACAAGCACGCCAUGCAUAUUACCUCAAGGCCCGCAGACUCUAUGACCUUGACUAUGAAGAAGACCCGAUUGCAACUAUUCAGGCCUUAUUAUUGAUCAGUCAGUACUAUCCCUCCAUCACCGAGCGGAAGCAUACGUGGCAUUGGAUACACCAAGCUAUCAGUUUGGCGCAAGUUAGCGGGCUGCACAGAGAUCCUGGAAAUGUCGCCCAUCGGGCUUUGUGGGCACGAAUCUGGUGGGCUUGUGUUGUACGGGACCGCUGCAAUGGCCUAGGUACCGGUCGUCCUCUUGUGAUCAACAGCCUGGACUGUACCACGGCAAUGCUGGUCCUUGGCGAUGUCAAAGAAGAAGGUGACUCUGAGCAAGAUCUUGAAAUCAAAGCCAUGUUCAUCGAAUUCGUCAAGCUUUGCCAGAUCGUCGAAGGCAUAGUAACUUUGCGCUAUUCAAGCUCAGCGACAGAUACGACUCCUCCGGAUCAACUUCAAGUCUGUGAAGAUGCCCUGGAGCGCUGGACGCGCUCCCUGCCUCCUCAAGCGAAACUACAAGACCACCUACAGACUGUCUCGGAGAAUAUGGGGGUCGCUACUAUGUAUCGUGCAAUUUUGCACGCAUGCUUGAAUACCAUUCGCAUUGCUUUGUAUCAGUCACUCACUUUGUGGAAUGGAGCCGGGGACUGGACUACCACUUGCCAGCAAAAGGUCGAGUUUGCGGCUUUGGAUAACACGCAGCUCUUUACUCAUCUCGUCAACCUCGACCUGGUGCGAUUCUGUCCCACAAUCGCUGUGACAUUUACGUUGGCGCCUCUCAUUGUGCAUGUCCUCGGAAUUAGAUCUUCACGACCGGAGGAAAGACUUCAGGUUCAUAAGAACCGAUUUGAGCUUUGCAUGAUAUUUUUGCGCCAGUUGCGGGAUAUUUAUUGGCACGCUAUUUUUUACUGCGAAUUCUUCGAGCUGGCCGCAUCAAUCAAAGACCAUCAAUUGAGAACGCAAAUGUCAGAGGCUCAUGAUCCUCUAGCUUCGUUCCUCACUCAACGCAUCAGCGUCGGCGAUCUCAUGGUGCUUCGACAUUAUCAGAAUCUCGGCAGGGAUGGUGAAGUGGAUGAUCUAUCCCUGACCUCGGCAACAUCACCGAUAUAUCCGCGGGGAUGGCCUCAAAACGCGAGACCAGACGGUCACGAUUAUGAUAAUCAAGGAGAGGUGUCGUCGAAUCUGAACAUACAAAGCCAUUCGUCUGUCUCGGCGGAUCCUGACCCGGUCUACCUGAACCACAUUGAAUCUAUGAACAUGAAUGAAUGGCUAGCGGCGCAUUCGCGGGCUGGUCAGUCCAUUCCAUUUGCCUGA